GAAAGUGUACCUUAAUUUCUUCUUCUUCUUAAUCUUCUUCAAUUUUUUCUUCUUUAAGAGAAAAAACAAGGAGUUAAAAAAAAAAGGCCUCUUUUUUUCUAUUCAUGGGAUUCUUCCGCAACGUAUUCGUAGUGUUGCUCUUGGUCAACGUGGCCUUUUUGGGUUACGACCACCUCAAUGGAGGCAACAUUGCUCUCAACCUUGUCGACAAUGCAAAGGGACUCGAUGCAAACAAAGUUCAGGUCCACUUGCACACAGCUCUGAAUGAAAUCAAAUCGACUACCCCCCAGAAGAUUGCCGGACACGUCAACGAGGCAUUUGCCCAACUCAAGGAAUUCAACUCGCCCCAAGACGUCCUCACCUACCUUCGUGACAAAACCGCCCCUGUUGCAAAGGCAACCGUGACAAAGGAAGGCUCUGUUUCUGUCCUGACCCAGGACAACUUUGCGUCUGCCAUUGAUGGAUCCAAGCCUGCUCUUGUCGAGUUCUAUGCUCCCUGGUGUGGCCACUGCAAGACUCUGGCUCCUAUCUACGAACAGCUCGGCGAGGCAUUUGCUCACGCCGACGACGAGGUUAUUAUUGCCAAGGUAGAUGCAGACAACCACCGUGAUUUGGGAGCCAAGUUUGGUGUCCAGGGAUUCCCGACCCUAAAGUGGUUCCCCAAGGGCGUCACUUCUCCCGAAGGUGUUGAGGAUUACCGUGGUGCCCGUGAUCUUGCUGGCCUGUCUAGCUUUGUACGGGACAAGACCGGCCUUCGCCCCAAGAUCAAGUCUACCAAGUCCGAGGUUACUGUCCUGACCACCAAGAACUUCCAUUCGGUUGCCUUGGACCCCAAGAAGAACGUGUUGGUUGAGUUUUAUGCUUCGUGGUGUGGUCACUGCAAGACUCUGGCUCCUAUCUACGAAAAGGUUGCCACUAUCUUUGCCAACGAGCCCAACUGCCGAGUCGCAAAGAUUGAUGCUGAUGUUGAGAAGGACAUUGGUGCCGAGUUUGACAUUUCUGGUUUCCCUACCAUCAAGUUCUUCCCAGCAGGCGCUACUGAGCCUAUUGCUUAUGAAGGUCCCCGCACCGAGGCUGGAUUUGUUGAUUACCUUAACAAGCAUUGUGGAACCCGCCGUACUGUUGGAGGCGGACUUGAGCCCGAGGCUGGUCGUAUUGGUGCUAUGGAUGCUUUGGCUAUUGAGUUCACUGGUGCUUCCAAAGAUAUUCGUGAGCGUGUCUUUAAGGAAGCUGUUGAAUUGGCCAAGGAAUUGAAUGACAAAUAUGCUUCAUACUACUCCAAGAUUAUGGCCAAGGCCGUCAAGCAGGGUGAUGCCUUUAUCCAGACUGAGAAGACUCGUCUUCAAAAGAUCACAAAGUCCAACACUAUUACUCCUGCUAAGCUUGACGAUUUUACCAUUCGUCAGAACAUCCUUGCUGCCUUUGACAAGCAAGCCAAGCCAGUAAAGGAUGAAUUGUAAUAUGUAUAUUAAAUAUAUAUAUAUAGGAUGGGAUCUUUCUUUUGUUUUAUAUAUAUAUAUAUAUAUCACUAUUAUAUUAUUUUCUUCUCUUUAUCUUCAUUUUCUUCUCAACACAUUUGAUACACACUUUACAAUUCACACUUCACAUAUACACUUUACACACACACAAGGUUCACUACCAAAAUCUCUUAUCUUCCUGUCCCUCCCAACCUUAUCCCCUUUUUUUCGUACAAUUUUCCUUUUCAUACAUCACCUUUACCUCCCACAAAAAAAACAUAUAAAACAAUAACCAGAAUAAAAUGAAUUCUAUCAUUAACCCUUUAAAC
Molecule: messenger RNA, 1786 nt
Organism: Phycomyces blakesleeanus NRRL 1555(-)
Lineage: Eukaryota; Fungi; Mucoromycota; Mucoromycetes; Mucorales; Phycomycetaceae
Exons: 3
Coding region: 105-1460 (451 amino acids)
Biological process (GO): protein folding
Cellular component (GO): endoplasmic reticulum
Molecular function (GO): protein disulfide isomerase activity
Source: RefSeq, a predicted model, not a curated record